This is a messenger RNA of Acaulospora colombiana, 800 nucleotides long. Lineage: Eukaryota; Fungi; Glomeromycota; Glomeromycetes; Diversisporales; Acaulosporaceae. The record is from the annotation of a GenBank genome assembly.
GUGUGUCCCGAAUGGCCCCUGUGAUGAUCAAGCGUCAGUUGGACGAAGAGCUGGGCGGACUCGAGAGCGGCUUACAAUCCACACGAUCUGGGGAGAAACCCAUCGAUAUCAGCGCAGCGCAUUUCGAUCGGACUAUGAGCUCGGCCAACCCUGGGCGCUAUGGCCAACAAAGCGACUCACUUUUGACAUUCGACCACCUGCCCGAGAUGUUUCGAGUAGCCAGAGUGACAUCAAAUUCAUGCUCCAACAUAGGGAGUAUCUGGAGGACACCCUGCUUGGCUCGAGGCUUUAGUUCACCGGCCGUGGGUCGAACCAAAAAGUUGAUGCCCACUAUUGUGGCCAAUACAUCACCAAGACAGCUAUCGUCAGAUGCUUCUCCGCCCUCUCCUGGAGCUACAACCUCCACGCAAGAGGAGAGGACAGCAAAAACCGAGAAGCGCCCUCCCGUUGCAUGGCCACAAAGACCAGGGCAAGACCCCAGUGAACUUACAGCACACCUGAAAAAGACUGCAAUCCAGUAUCCUUACUCUGUACCGCGGAACUCGAAUGGAUGUGAGGAUUUACUACAUACACUUUCAUUGUUCUAUGAGCCCUCACUUGAAACCUGUGCACUGACACUUUUUGCCAAGGCACUCAAAGAUGACCUGGUCGCAACACUGUUCCCAGACACUCGCAACAACAGGUUUAUGAAUCACCGACUAGCAACUAAUAUCAGAGUGCACCACAAUCGGCAUGUUAUAAUACAGGGUGGUCAAUGGGCAAAGCAGGUCCAAAAAUGGCUUUUGGCUAGAGGAUUCUAG